Baudoinia panamericana UAMH 10762 is the source of this 924-nucleotide messenger RNA. RefSeq lists its product as uncharacterized. The transcript has 2 exons. The record is from RefSeq and is a predicted model, not a curated record. Lineage: Eukaryota; Fungi; Ascomycota; Dothideomycetes; Mycosphaerellales; Teratosphaeriaceae. The coding region runs from base 1 to 924 and encodes 307 amino acids.
AUGACAGCAAAUUACAUCAACAUCAUCCAGUAUAAUAACCAGGAGGGUACGCUUCAGGCGGCCAAUGCCAAUAACCGGCGAGCUUGGGAUGCCAUCGCCGACUGGUGGGAGAAGAACCAGACCGGCAAGUCCGGUACCGAUGAUGGCAACGACAUGUUCACUCAGUGCCUCAUUCCAGAAGUUGAGAGCCUGGCCGACUGGAAGGAGGGAGAAACUGUUCUGGAUCUCGGGGCUGGUAGCGGCAUCAUCUGUCGCCGUUUUGCACGGAAAGGCGCCGAAGUAACUGGGCUUGACUACUCUGAGCCUAUGCUCGUGAAGGCGCGAAACCGCACCCUGAGCGACAACCUGGUGGUCAACUAUGGGUAUAUUGACUUGAUGGAUUACGACAAUAUGCGCUCGUACGCCGAGAAGCAUUCACCCUUUGAUAUAAUUACCAUAUCAACAACACUAAAGUCACUACCAUCUCUCCAGCCUCUGGCAAGAGCCCUGCCUCUGCUCCUCGCUCCAAACGGCCGCGUUGUCAUCGUGGACCUGCAUCCUGCGUUUUCGAAGCCCGCUGGCCACCGCGGAAUGGAGAUCUUCGAAGAUCCUACCACUGGUAAGCAACAGCUACAAACCUAUAUCAAGGUGAUGCGAUACCUGGACAUCCCACCUUCGCAGAGUGAAGCAGUCCGCGGGCAGCCCGAGCCACUUACAGUCUAUCAUCGUCCGUUCUGGUCACUUUUCGAACCCUUCUUUCAGGCAGGGCUCGUCAUGGAUGCGAUGCGGGAGCCGGCUUUCAAGACCGAAGGCGGAGAUCCAGAGCACGCUCAGAGUUACCACAACUUCCCGCAGACACCCAUGCUGCUGGCCUUUCGCUUGAAGCAUUCAGGAUGCCCCGACAAGGUCAGUGCACGGAGGCGGGAAGUGUUCGGGGGACCUUGA